AAUAUAAAUUAAACUUUCUUAAAUUCUUUUAAUUCUUUGGAUUCAAAACAAUCAUCAAACAUGGAAACAUUGAAAAUUAAUAUUUAAUAGCUCAGUUGUCCAUUGAAUUACAACGGCAACAAUAUGGCACCGGAUUUGGGCGGCUGGAUACAUAGCUUUGCUGUGACGGAUACUCAGACCCACAAGGCUGGCUUUACUCUUUAUAAGAUUACAUCCAUUGUUUUCCCCCGAGCGGUGCCGCAGGCCUUAACAACUUUGGUGGUAUGGCGACGUUUUCACGACAUAAAAAAGCUACAUCGUGAACUGAAGAGAAGGCAUAAGAGUCUGGGCCUAUCCGGUUAUAUGCCCGAACCUAUAGAUUGUUCAUUUUUUAAGCGUUUCGAUCAGGAUGUUAUACGAAAACGUAAAGCCUACAUUGUAUCGUUGUUGGAUUUUGUGGCCCAGCAUCCAGCCUUGUAUAAGUCACACAGUUUUGCCCAGUUCUUUAGUAGCGAAGCAACGCCCUCGAAUAAAAUACAAAAACUUGUACAAAAGGCGGCACGUAGCUUGGUCGGAAGGAGUUUGGAAAUUGAAACUGAUACUGUGGACAGCGGUGUAAAAUCAAAUGAGGAUAUUAUAAUAGCAGAAAUAUUUCCAAACGACAAAGAUGAAUGUGAGAAGGCGGAGGAUGUGGAGGGGGAUGGAGAUUCGAUUGUUGAUAAUGGUAAAAGCUCUGACAAUGAUACCAGUCUCGAUACAAGCCUAACAACAAAAUGUAAUUUACGUUUUUUGACCCCCAUGGCUUCGGUUGAGAGCGAAGAUAGCGACUAUAUUUACGAAGCAGCUCUUGAAUUCAGUUCAGCCGUACAAGCCGAAGCGAAUUUGGAUUAUAAUGAUGCAUACACGCGUUAUAAAUCGGGCGUUGACAUUCUACUAAAAGGUUGCAAAGAUGAUUUAAAUGACGAUCGCGUGUACAUUGCUAGAGCUAAGAUAAGCAAAUACUUGGCCAGAGCCGAAGAUAUACAUGAGAGAUUUUUGAAAAAUUCUCAAAGAUCAAUUGCUUCCAUUGUCUCAACAUCAAACUUCCAAUUGGCAUUGGAUGUGUCAUGCAAUACAAAUUCGGAAAGUUCGGGGUUUUAUUUGGAACGGCCUUGGCAUCACAUGGCUAAAUAUAAAGUAAAUGCCCUGUUGGGUAAUAAGGUAUUGCUGGUGUCGUGCAUAACCGAGCCAUUAAAACCGCAAUAUGUAAUGAAAGGCAUUGAAAAACCCUCCAGCAAUUCGCCAACUCAAACAGUAUUCCUUCCACAGCAUAUACCCUAUAUGGUCGAUCUGUUGGCAUUCUUUCAAUCGGAUCAGAAAAUCUUUCUACUUCUCAAGCUGGCCUUGGGUGGUAAACUAAUCGAUUACGUACAUUCCCAAAAUCUGAGCAAUGAGAAAACUCAGAAAUUAAAUGAAGAGGAAGAAAAAUCUUCUGAUGUUUGUAAAAUCUCAAAGGAUUCGCCAGAACUGGUGCCAGACCUGGUAGAGUCCUCUAAACAGUUAAUUGAAUCUGUAUCAAAUACAAUAAACGAAUCGGAAUUUAUACCCCGUCGAAUGAAUGGCAUACUUCUGUAUAGCAUUCCACAACAUUUCCUCAAGAAAUGGUCCCAACAACUUCUGGUUGCCAUUCACGCUUUGCACGAGAAAAGUGUCAUUUUGUGUGAUCUGCAUAUGGACAAUUUAUUAUUGGAUGAAAAUAGUCAAUUACUUUUGUCAUAUUUUUAUCAAAAUGAAGGUCUCUCAUCGGAUAGUUUCAUUCACAAAGCCCUUAAUCCCAAGGCCUUGGAUAAUCACUUUGUGGCACCCGAACGCCCACUUACUUUGCGUUCAGAUUGGUGGAGUUAUGGUGUUAUUUUGUAUGAACUGUUUGUUGGUUUGCCCUUCAAAGCUGCUCAUCCGGGACAAAUUGAUUUGUACGGUUUUGUACAAUAUCCGGAAAAUGUUGAAAUACCCAAGGUUAAGCGUAACUUAUUGGAAAGGUUACUGCAACAGGAACCGGAAGAGCGUCUCGACUAUGAGCGUAUCAAACAACAUGAAUACUUUGCCGAUACCAAUUGGGAGGAGAUUAAACAACAAGGUUUUAAUACCCGGUGAACGAAUAACAUUUGUUUUGUAAGAAAAUUGUUUUUUUUAUUUAAAAAUUGUUGUUAUUUUUUUGUUUUUGUAUAUUUUACGAAAUGUUCCUUAUUUUUGUUUUAGUUUUUUACAAAAGAAAAACAAACUAUAUAUAAUUAUAAAAAUAAAAUUUUAAAUUAAAAAAAUAUAUAUUUAUUGACAUUAGCCUAGAACUAAAAAAGGAAAGAAAUAACAUUAAUUUAAAUAAGACAGCAAUUAUUAAUGGUUUUUAAAGUACACCUAAUUGUAAGAUUUUAAAGAUACAAAUUGAAAAAAAAAAAUGAAACGAAACGACAACAGUGGGUGAACUUGGACCUCCAUUGGUUUUUAAUCUAAUCUAAUAUAAAUAAAUAUUUAUUGUCACAAA
This is a messenger RNA of Musca domestica (house fly), 2500 nucleotides long. RefSeq names its product ribosomal protein S6 kinase delta-1. The coding region runs from base 124 to 2112 and encodes 662 amino acids. The record is from RefSeq and is a predicted model, not a curated record. Gene Ontology annotation, molecular function: ATP binding; protein kinase activity; phosphatidylinositol binding. The transcript is spliced from 4 exons. Gene Ontology annotation, biological process: protein phosphorylation. Lineage: Eukaryota; Metazoa; Arthropoda; Insecta; Diptera; Muscidae.